GAGGACCCGCUGGUUGCUACCAAUGGAGAUUCCCAAGGCCCGAUCACUCUUCAAAGACGUCAGAUCCAGAGAGCUCAAUGGCUUUCCAGGUUUUUCAGCUAGAAAAAGACCGUAUUCUCCCGACCUAGUGGAAGGUUGCUAUGAAAUCGGGGCGGUGGCCGUUGAACACGAGGGAUAUGAUACGCCACCGUUGGCCGUUUCGUUUUGCAAUACGAGUAAGAAUUCCCAUAUUUUUGCCGUAUCUGACGAGGAUGGGUUCAUGAGCCUGUUCGAUUCUCGUAAGAAGUUUCAUUGUCGUGCAACUUACGAGGAAAAUACAGAAAGGGCCAGAAUAAGUGAAUGGCUUGCCCAUUCCAAUGCCAUAUUUGAUGUUUGCUGGAUCAAGGAGGAUAACAGCGUUUUAACAGCUUCAGGGGAUCAAACAAUAAAAGUGUGGGAUGUAGAGAAAAAGAAAUGUACCAGCUUGCUGACGGGGCACAGCGGAAGUGUGAAGUCUCUCUAUUCUCAUCCGACAAAUUCUGAUAUUUUUGUCUCUGGUUCUAGAGAUGGAUCAUUUGCUGUGUGGGACUUGAGACACAAGCAAAGUUCGGGCAACAGAAGGGGGUCCUGCACUCCCUUAACUGCCAUGGUCAAAGGAGCUCAUCUUUCACCUCAAGCAAAGCGGGUUAGGGGGCUCAAGGCUGCUUCCAUGAGCAUUACCUCAGUGCUUUAUCUGAAAGAUGAAGUUUCCCUUGCCACAGCUGGAGCAGUGGACAGCAUUAUAAAGUUUUGGGAUGUCAGAAAUCUAAAAGCUCCAGUAACUCAGGCAUCGCCUCAUCCACAGGCAUCAUCUGACAAGGGAAGAUUACAUGGUAUAUCUUGUCUGUCCCAAGAUUCAACUGGAGUAUUUCUCACAGCAUCGUGCAUGGACAAUACAAUAUAUUUGUACAAUGUCCUUCAGCUUGAUAAAGGACCUACACAAUCCUUCUUUGGUUGCCGCAUAGCGUCAUUUUAUGUAAAGUCCGUGAUUAGUCCUGAUGCAGCUCAUAUACUUAGUGGUUCCAGUGAUGGAUAUGGUUGCAUAUGGCAGCUGAACCGGCCUAAAGCACAUCCCAUCAUCUUAAAAAGUCAUGAUGGAGAAGUUACAGCAGUUGCAUGGUGCCCCACAGAUUCUGACAAGCUAGCAACUGCUUCAGAUGACUACACGGUUCGGGCAUGGAACCUUCGGAGCUCUUAUUGCCCAAGAAGCAGGUCCCCGCCGUCCUUUAGACGGAGAAUAGCAAUUCCAAGUACAGAAUGUAAACGAGUGUUGGUGAAUGAAGAGCCAGUGGAUGCAACAAAGGAUCCUGGAAGUUCACAUUCUUCAGAUAAUAUUUUUACCCAAAAUAGCUUGUCAAGUCCUACGGCAAUGCCGGUGAUUGGCACCCCUGAAGCCCAAAGGAAAAAGCUUGCUGUUCCUUCUGAUUCAACAGAAAUCUGUGAGAAAACACCUGAAGCCCCACUCAAGAGUCCAUCUUCUGUGCUGAAUCCUCCUUCCUCCUUAAAAAGGAGAACAAUCCGAGAUUAUUUUACAGUUGCUUCAUGACUGGAUUACUCUUGUGGUGACUGCAGGAAGAUUAUUGUAGACUACAUAUUUCUCUCUUCCAAGCAUACCGUGGAUAUAUCCUUACAGAUGAGUUGUUUUUGUAUUCAGCCUGAAAGAUGGAAAAGGACCAUAGUAGCUCAUGGAAAAUUUCGUCAUACAAUUUUUUUUGCCUACUACUUGAGAAAGAUUUUUCAAGUAGUUGAGAGAUUUUUAGUCAUACAAACGAAAACUUUCAAGUAGUUUAGGUGCAAGUUCCUGUAUUCUCUAAAGUAACUAUUUUGAUUGUAAAGAAUGGGUUACAUAU
Molecule: messenger RNA, 1868 nt
Organism: Carica papaya (papaya)
Lineage: Eukaryota; Viridiplantae; Streptophyta; Magnoliopsida; Brassicales; Caricaceae
Product: Transducin/WD40 repeat-like superfamily protein
Biological process (GO): proteasome-mediated ubiquitin-dependent protein catabolic process
Cellular component (GO): nucleus
Molecular function (GO): protein binding; protein-macromolecule adaptor activity
Source: RefSeq, a predicted model, not a curated record